UUACAGAUUAUUCCAUCUCUGAAGCAAAAAUUUAAAUGGAUAAUUGUUCUUGAUUUCUUGGGAUUUGGAUACAGUGAUAAACCAAGAUUUCAUUCCUAUUCAAUUUUUGAACAAGCAGACAUUGUGCAGGAAAUUUUAUCAUUUGAAAAGAUCAAGAAUGUUCAUAUACUAGCACAUGAUUAUGGAGAUACUGUUGCUCAAGAACUCUUAUACAGAGAUCAAAAUCAACUUCUUGAAUUUAAAAUUAAUUCUGUUUGUCUUCUUAAUGGAGGAAUAUUUCCAGAUAAAUAUUAUCCAAGACUUUCACAAAAAGUACUAAUGUUACCUAUAAUAGGAACAAUAACAGCCAAACUAAUCAGUUUUCCAUUUGUCAGAGCUGGACUUUGUGAAUUAUUUGGACCAAAUACACAACCUCAUUCAGAAGAAUUACAUAAUUUCUGGUCUAUUAUGCAAUACCAAGAAGGCUAUAGAGCAUGGGGAUCGAUUUUAAAUUAUAUACAAGAAAGAAAUGAUAAUGAAGAAAGAUGGGUUUCUGCAAUUCAGAAAGCAACUGUACCAGUAUAUAUGAUAUAUGGACCAGCAGAUCCCGUCAAUCCACCUCCAUUUGCAGAACAUUACAGAAAAAUGAUACCAAAGCCACUUAUUACAGUACUUCCAAAUCAUAUUGGGCAUUAUGUUCAGCUUGAAGCUCCAGAAGAAAUGAUAGAAAAUUAUUUUAAUUUUUUAGAUAAUUUAGCAAAUAAUAAUUCCACACAAUUGUAGUUAUAUCAUAACAGAAAGUUUAUAACAGAAUGACUUAAAUAGAACUCAAGACUGGAAACAAAAUCAUCUGUUUAUUCUCAUACUCUUGCAAUUAGAUGGAAAUGAAUGAUUGUGGCUAUUUAAUGGUGUUAUGAGCUUAGUUAUUCAGUAAUAGAAGUAAUAUUAUUGAAUAACUUUCCUCUUCUAUAAUAACAUAUCAAGGUGGAUAUCUUAUAUAAAUCAAUUUUUAUCACUUUCUUGAGUUAAGUCAGUAUGAAAAGAUACUCACUCAUUUAUCUGCAUUUCCUAAUAAUUGAGGGUCCACUCAAGAACAGCUUGUCCUAUUCCAAUACAUUGAAGUUUUUGCAAAUAUUUUAGUAUUGAGAAUUUGAAUUCUUUUUAAGUUGUUUGUAACAAAAUUUUUAUAACAAUUCUUUGUUUGAAAAUUGUUUUAUACAACAGAUUUUUAACCAAUUUUUGGCAAAUUUCUUGAUACAUUUACAUUCUUGAUACAUUGAAGCUUUUUUACAGCCAAUUUAUGUGUUAUAUUUGUGAAUUAUAAGUUGUGAUAUUAAUGUGCCAAUAUUAGAAAUUUUCGUCUAUAAAUAUAUUAAAGAAUACUAUAUAUAAUUCUUUAAUUCUUAAUUGCCUUAAAAAAUUAUUACUUAUAAACACAAAACUUUUCUUUUCAUCAAAUAAUAGUGAUAGGUUCAUUUGAAUGAUUUUUAUGAUCAAAUGAUUAAUCUUUGAAUGUCUUGAAUAAUUAAAUGAUCAUUCAAAUGAAUUAUUCAAAUCUGUAAAAUUUCUUCUAUGAACUAAAUUUUUGAAUUCUCAGAUGUUUAAGUCAAAAUGAUGAUGUAAUCAUUUCAUAUAUUCUACAUUAAGCACAGAAAUAUGAAAGCCUUUAAGUUAUUUUAAAAAUUUUAUUAUUAAUUAAUAAUGUAAUGCUUAAAUUAAUAAGUUACUUUUAGUUGAAUUUAAAUAUAUCACUUUAAUUUAUAAAAUUAUUAAAUAUUUGAAGUGUUUUUGCUUUAAAUGAUUAAAACUGAAACUGUUUUCAAACAUCCACCAUGGGAAAAAAUCAAGAUACACUAUGUAAACAACUAGCUUAAUUAACUACUUACAGCACAUGAUACAGUAUAGGGUUUUUACUGUACAUGAUGAGAAACUGCUAAUGUGUAAUACAAUAUUUUUUCUUCUUUUUUUGAGAAGUUGGACAUUGACUUCUUUGGUAUAGCAGUGCAGUUGCUGCCUUCUUGUAGUUAAAACUAAUUUUUUGGCAACUUUUUCUUUAUUUUAAUAUUACAAACUACAAUAAAAGGAAUUCAUUUGAAUAAUUCAACCACCUCUUUUAUUGUAUUUUUCAAAAUUAUAUUAAAAAGAUUGAUUAUUUAUGUUUUUAUUAUAAUAUUUUGAAUAAUAAUUUUUUGCAUUUGCAUAAAUAAAAACAUUUAAAACUUGUAAAAUUACAAAUGGACACUAUCUGUUAUUAAAGCUGAAGGAUUGUUGGAUUAUAUCUGGCUAUAUUGCUGCCACUGUUGAUAAUUAAAUUCUGUAAUUUGGCACUAAAUGUAGGUGUUUGGUGUUCUCUUGCUAAAUUUAACAUUUAUAAUCUGGCAAUUGUUUGGCUUUAAUAUACACUGGCAGAAAAUGAAAUCCCAACACCAAGAAAAAAUUAAUUUACAGGAAUGAAAUUCAGGCAAAGCAUUUGUCUAGGUAACAUAUUUAUUUGAUUGAAUUUUUAAGGUCACAGGCUAAAGUAUGUGCAAGAAGAUCUAUUUCAAAUGUGAAAUGGUGGUACAUUAAUAACUGUUGUAGUCUCCAUGAUUUUGAAUGCAAGCAUGAAAACGUGCAUGCAUUGUGUCGUACAGGUGCUGUAUGUCAUUUUAUGGGAUGAAGUUCCAUGCCUGUUGCACUUGAUCAGGCAAAUCAGCAACAGUUAAUGCUGGUUGUGGGUAAUGCUGAAUUUGUCGUCUGAUAAUGUCCCAUAUGUCAUCAAUGGGAGAAAGAUCUGGUGAUCUCGCAGGCCAAGGCAACAUGUCGACACUCUGUAGAGCACGUUGGGUGAUAGCAGCAGCAUGGGAACGAGUGUAAUCCUGUUUGAAAACAUCCCCUUGACUAUUGCUCAUGAAUGGCAGUACAACCAGUUCAAUUACUAGUCUGACGUACAAAUUUGCUGUCAAGGUGCUUGGGAUAACGAUGAGAGUGCUCCUGCUGUUACAGGAAAUUGCUCCUUACACCAUAACUCCUGGUGUAGGUCCAGUGUCUAUGGCGCAGAUAGCUUGGUUUCAAGUGCUCACCUGACCUCCUUCUAACCAACAUACAGCCAUCACUGGCACCAAGACAGAAAUGACUCUAAUCUGAGAACACAACAGAUCGCCACUCCACCCUCCAAUGAACUCUUGCUUAACACCUCUGAAGUCACAGAUGGCAGUGAUUUGGAGUUAGUGGAAUGAAUGCCACAGGGCGUCUGACUCGGAACUUCCCUCAAGUAAUCAAUUUGUUACAGUUUGCUGGUGCCAACAGAAGCUCUAAUUUCUGCUGCAGAUGCAGUACAAUGCACCACAGCCAUGCAGCAAAUAUGGUGGUCUUUCCUCUCAGUAGUGGCCCAUAUGCGGCCAGACCCAGAUCUUGAGACAGCACCUUCCCAUGACCACAGCUGCCAACAAUCGUGUACAGUGGAUACAUCCCUUUCAAGUCUUUCUGCAAUAGCGUGGAAAGAAAACCACUUUUUUGUAGCCCUAUUACACGGCCUUGUUCAAACUUAGUAAGCUGCUGAUACUGCCUUCAUCUCCUUAAAUUAAAGGCAUUCUUGACUCAAACCUUAAUUCACAAUGUUCAAUCCGGAUGAUAAAUAACACUCAACAAGUUUACAUCCUGUAUUUACAGCAAACGUGAUUUGCAUGUUCAUAGUGGUGCUACUCAUGCCACUCUCAUUCGUCUAGUGCGAAAUUUGAAUAGACAUCAUCUUUCAGAUAUGAAAACACACCUACCAAGUUUUGUUUAUCUAGCACAACUCUUUCUUGGUGUUGGGAUUUCGUUUUCCACCAGUGGAUAAUUAUUGGGUUUUAGAAGUUGAUAUUUGGAGACUAUCAACUGUAGCUAUCAAUAAAAUUAGUAAAUUUUUUAUAAAGAAACUUAUGCACUUUUCAUAUAUGUCAUUAAUGUAAUAAACCAAUACUUUUAAUAGUAAAUAAAUAAUCCUAAUUAUUCCAUGACAAUAUGAUACAUAUUUAUAUAAGCAUUUAAGGUAACAAACAUUCCUUUUUAUAUCAAAACAUUUAGAAGUUUUUUUAAUAAAAUUUAGUAACUGCUGAAAUGCUAUGAAAGA
Centruroides sculpturatus (bark scorpion) is the source of this 4072-nucleotide messenger RNA. Its product is annotated as mesoderm-specific transcript protein-like. The record is from RefSeq and is a predicted model, not a curated record. The annotation marks the transcript as partial. The transcript is spliced from 9 exons. Lineage: Eukaryota; Metazoa; Arthropoda; Arachnida; Scorpiones; Buthidae. Gene Ontology annotation, molecular function: catalytic activity.